CAACCUCCAAUGUCAUUCACCAACUCUGAGUUGCGCAACUUCCCUUCCAACAGCAUCCCCUCCAACGAGUUGAACUAACUCACUACGAGAUGGCGAGCGUAUGUUGCCCAAGCAGUUGUAAAUUGCUGGAUGUUGACUGAUGCAAGGCCCUCCCCAGCAUGGCGUACCCCGAACGUCGCGGAUACGGAACGAGGAGCAACAGAAGCUCCAAGCACUUGACAAAAUCCAGAAAUAUCGCGACCUGGAGGAGCAAUUGCGCGCCCACGUAGAAAAGAAGGACUACUCGGGGGAAACUUUCCAGCUUACCUCAAAGCUCCUUAGACUGAACCCAGAAUACUACACCGUAUGGAACGUCCGCAGGCGCGUGCUUCUCUCCGGUCUAUUGUCCAGGGCGCAGGGUGAGCCACGAUCCGCGAAGGAGUCACCGGCCUUUUCCGCUGGGAAGGAUGGUGCGGUGGCCGAUACUGGCACCGGUGAUGUCGCGACUUCAGGCCGGGAUGGGGAUGAAGAGACGAAGAACACCGACCAGGACAAGAGCGCGGACAAGGCAGCUGCAGAAAACGACUUGAACCUCGUUCGGUCCGAACUCGGUUUUACGAUCCCGCUCCUCAUCGAGUCUCCCAAGUGCUAUUGGAUCUGGCACUACCGCACAUGGAUCCUACAGCAAGCCAUCGAGCGCCUGGAGGUGUCGGAAGCUCGGCGGGUCUGGGAGGAGGAGUUAGGUCUGGCGUCAAAGAUGCUCACCAAGGACCGGCGCAAUUUCCAUGCCUGGGGUUACCGACGGCACCUAGUACGGAAGCUUGAGAGCCCCGAGCUAGAUGGCAAGAGUAUGGCCGAGGCUGAGUUUGAGUACACAUCCAAGAUGAUCCGUGUCGACCUGUCAAACUUCUCAGCCUGGCACAACCGUAGCAAGCUCAUUCCACGGCUGCUAGAUGAGCGUGGUGCCAGUGACCAGGAAAGGCGGACUUUCUUUGACGAAGAGUUGAGCCUCGUUCGCGAAGCUUUAAAUGUCGGCCCUGAAGACCAGUCGCUGUGGUAUUACCACCAAUUUCUCGUGCUGAAUCUGACCAACUUUGUCGGCCGCCCGACGAUCACGCCAAACUUCACCGCUGAGGACCGCGUGACGUAUCUGACGAGAGAGAUCCAGGACAUAUUGGACCUCCUCGAAGAUUACAAGGAUAUCAAGUGGAUCUACGAGACACUCGUUGAGUACACGUUAUCAUUGUGUCAGCUUGAGAACCGAGAUCCGCAUGCUGGCGAGAAGGCCGACAUCCAAAAAUGGCUCUCAAAUUUGAAGGUCCUUGACCCGAUGCGCAACGGUCGGUGGCGUGAUCUGGAGGAGGACCUGCAGUUGAAAUGAUCCCAAAGCAUCAAACAGACGAGACAUUUAAUGCCAGACCCAGCUGAAAGCUAUGCGUUAAUAUCAACGAACGGUGAAGGGUGCAAUCCCGUGCAUGACAGGUAGGCAAUAUGGCAUAUUAGCAUUAUUAGGCUCUCCGACAUCUAAGUCGUAUUACACUGCAAUCGAGCCAUCGCAUUUCCCCUUGACGAGACUCGCUCCCUCUCCCGCCAGCCCAUCAAAGUAAGCCAGCAGAGUCUCGACAGGGACCAUAUCCAUGACCCCCAGGCUCGGAUUCGACGACUUGAGCACCUUGCCGCCGAACAGCACCCGCACAUAGUAUCCACCAUCACCGCCCGUUGUCGC
Messenger RNA from Phialemonium atrogriseum, 1705 nucleotides. Its product is annotated as geranylgeranyl transferase type-2 subunit alpha. Bases 140 to 1360 code for a protein of 406 amino acids. Gene Ontology annotation, molecular function: Rab geranylgeranyltransferase activity. The transcript is spliced from 4 exons. The record is from RefSeq and is a predicted model, not a curated record. Gene Ontology annotation, cellular component: Rab-protein geranylgeranyltransferase complex; cytoplasm. Lineage: Eukaryota; Fungi; Ascomycota; Sordariomycetes; Cephalothecales; Cephalothecaceae. Gene Ontology annotation, biological process: protein geranylgeranylation.